CGCUGCCCGCCAUGACCGCUAAGUCCUGGGAGCUGUUGGGCUCUGGGACCGCAGUUGCUGAAAUGGAGGCAGAGGCGUGGGAGGCAGAAGGCUACAACCUAGUUCUGGACUCGGACCUGUAUGAUGCAGAUGGCUAUGAUGUCCCAGACCCUGGGCUGCUCACCGAAAAGAAUGAGUUGACUUUCACGGAGCCGUCGCAGGUCCUGCCCUUUUUGACCAGCAGCCAACAGUGGCAAAGCCUGACCCCGCGCGCGCGCGCCCGCCAACUGUGGCUGCUUCUGCGCACCAGCCUCCAGGAGGUCGUGGAAAAGGAGAAGAGAGCCGAGCUGCGCGUGGCGCGCCUGACGCAUGGGCUGGAACCACUGCGCCGCCUGGAGGUGGCAGCCGGGCUGCGCUCGGUGGCGCAGGACCCGGUGGGUGGACGCUUCGUGGUGCUGGACGGCGCAGGCCGCCUGCACCUUCACAAGGAAGACGGCUGGGCACAGGAGACGCUGCUGGCGCCUGUCGGGCUUACGGGGCUGGUGACCGUGCUGGGCCCGCUGGGUGCCGUGGGCCGUUUUGUAGGCUGGGGCCCCGCGGGGCUGGCCAUCCUGAGGCCCAACCUCAGCCUGCUGUGGCUGAGCGAGCAGGGGGUGGGCAGGGCCCCGGGUUGGGCGCCCACCUGCUGCCUGCCGGUUCCUGACCUCAGGCUGCUGCUCGUUGCGGAGAUGGACGGCAGCCUGGCGCUCUGGCAGUUCCGCUCAGGUGGUCGCCGCCUGGUGCUGCGAGGGUCACCACUGCACCCGCCCCCGAGCCCAACGGGCAGGCUCAUGCGUCUGGCUGUGGCGCCGGUUCCUCCCCACCACGUCCUGCGCUGCUUCGCGGCCUAUGGCUCGGCCGUGCUCACUUUCGAUCUGCAUGCCUGGACUCUCCUAGAUGUGCGCCGGGAUUUGCACAAAACCACCAUCUCGGACCUGGCUUACUGCGAGGAAGUAGAGGCAAUGGUGACAGCUUCCCGGGACAGCACCGUGAAGGUGUGGGAGGCUGACUGGCAGAUCCGGAUGGUGUUCGUGGGCCACACAGGCCCGGUGACGGCUAUGGCUGUGCUCCCGAACACGAACCUGGUGGUGUCGGCCUCGCAGGACGGGACGCUACGCACCUGGGACCUGCAGGCGGCGGCGCAGGUGGGCGAGGUAGCGCUGGGCUUCUGGGGCCAGGACAAGCUGUCCCGGCGCGUGGGCCGUCUGCUGGCGCCGGUGCGCCCGGGCUGGCCGGUGCUGUCCCUGUGCGCGAGCAGCAUGCAGCUGUGGCGCGUACGCGAGCUCUACUCGCCGUUGGCGCAACUGCCCGCCAAGGUGCUCCACGUGCAGGUGGCGCCCGCGUUGCCCGUGCCCGCGCACCAGUCGCUGCCUAUGCGCCUCGUGUGCGCGUGCGCUGAUGGCUCGGUCUACCUCCUGUCGGCUGCCACCGGGCGCAUAGUGAGCUCACUGCUGCUGGAGCCGGAGGACUGCGCGGCAGCCGUGGCCUACUGCCUGCCGCGUGAGGCGCUGUGGCUGCUGACCAGGGCCGGGCACCUGGUCCGCGCCAACGCAGCACGCUGCCCCAUGAGCGUGCUGCACCGCGUGUGCCCGCCGCCGCCCCCUGCGCCGCAGCCUUGCUGUCUGCACCUGUACAGCCACCUCACGGAUCUCGGAGGCGCCUUCUCCUCCUGGUAGGUCGUGCGCCAGCACUGGGGCGAGUUGCGCUGCAGCGCUGUGGCCUGCGCCCGGAAGAACAAGAACCGGUACCUGCCAGUGGUGGGGCACACGGACGGCACGCUGUCGGUGCUGGAGUGGCUCUCGUCGAAGACUGUCUUCCAAACGGAGGCGCACAGCCCGGGCCCGGUUCUCGCCAUCGCAUCCACCUGGAACAGCAUUGUGUCUUCUGGUGGGGACCUGACGGUGAAGAUGUGGCGCGUCUUCCCCUACGCCGAGGAGAGCCUGAGCCUGCUGCGCACCUUCUCCUGCUGCUACCCGGCCGUGGUGCUCUGUGCUCUAGGCAGACGCGUCACCGUGGGCUUUGAGGACCCAGACAGCGCUACCUACGGCCUGGUGCAGUUUGGCCUGGGCGACAGUCCGCGAUUAGACCACCGGCCCCAGGACGACCCCACGGACCACAUCACUGGCCUGUGCUGCUGCCCUGCGCUCAAGCUGUAUGCCUGCUCCAGCCUGGACUGCACCAUUCGCAUCUGGACCGCUGAGAACCGCCUUCUGCGGCUCCUGCAGCUGAAUGGUGCCCCUCAGGCCCUGGCUUUCUGCAGCAACAGUGGAGACCUGGUGCUGGCACUGGGAUCCCGCCUCUGCCUGGUGUCCCAUAGGCUCUACCUGCCUACAUCCUACCUAGUUGAGAAGAUGUGCCAGAAGGCCCCAGACAUGGUGGACGACCCUCCGCUGCCACUGAUGAGCCAGGAGUCACUGACUUCCGCCCAACUGCAGAGGCUCACCAACCUCCAUGGGGCAGCCGGCCUCAGCAAGGCCUUGUCUCUCAUCCAUCGUCGGAGAGCAACAUCUCAGCACCUGGUGUCGAAGGAGGACUUGGACGCCCUAGUGGCUCGGGACCGAGACCUUCAGCAGUUGAGGCUGGGGCUAGUGGUCCCGGCAGCCCGGCCCCCACCCUCCUGGCAGCAGCGCCAGGAAGGCUUUGACAAUUACCUCCGUCUGAUCUACGGCUCUGGCCUGCUGGGCAUGCAGUCUGGAAGGGAGUCCCAGCAGUGGAGCGCCAGGACCCUCACAGUGGAGAGAGAGACCCGGGAUGUGUGUGCCCUACCCCAAGCUGCCCACUGUCUUGCCCGGGCUGAGGUCAGCACUGCAGCCCAAACAGUGCCAACAGCCCUGUCCCCACGGGACCUGGGGGCCCUGGGCCAGCACUUCUCCCAGCCUCCCCGAGUCACAGUGCCGAUCCCACCCUCCCACCGUAGGGUGCACAGCAAGGCAUCCCAGCUUCUGGCCCGCUCCUCACUGAGCCACUACCUGGGCAUCAGUCUGGAUCUGCAGCUCCGAGGGAGGACGACCAUGGCCCUGGACCUGCCAUCCUCCCACUUGCAGUGCAGGAUCCCACUGCUGCCAAAGAGACGGUCCAAGGAACCUCUCUCUAGCCUCAGAGGCUUCUUUCCUGCCACCGUACAGCCCCACAAGCACUGCCUGAGGCCCAUCUGCUUCCCCGGCUAUGUGCCCAACUCUGUGGUGCUACAGCAGAUGUGGCUAAAUGCGGAGCCAGGGGCAAGCCAGGAUGCCCUGUGGUUGUGGCGCCCCAGGCCAUCCCAAGCCCAGUGGCAGAGGAAGCUGCUCCAGUGGAUGGGGGAGAAGCCUGGGGAGGAGGCGGAGGAAGACCAGAAGGAAGAGGAGGAGGAGGAGGAAGACGAGAAGCUGGACCGGGCCUCAGCUUCCCUGAGCCCACACUCCAACCAGCAGCUGGAUUCCUGCGAACUGGAGGAUCAGAGUGCUGUGGACUGGACCCAGGAGCCCCGGCAGCACACCUGCGAGGCUGCCAGGACCCACCCUCAUCCCUGGCACCGUCAUGGGAGUUUGCUCUUGGAUGAGCAUUAUGGGCAUCUGCCCAAGUUUCUGCAUUUCUUCAUCCACCAGACCUGGUUCAAAAAGUUAUUCCCCAUCUUCAGCCUGCAGGCGUACCCGGAGGCGGGCACGAUGGAGGGCCUGGCCUCGCUGUUGGUGGCCCUGCUGGAGGAGACCAUGUGGGUCGACCGUGUGCACAUCCUGCGGGUGCUACUGAGACUGCUGCCCAACACGAGCAGUGAUCUCCAAGACCAGCUGCAGGGCCUGCUCGUACACUUGCUCAACCUGGACCAGCCCCCUAGCCUCCAGGACCAGACGCAGAAGAAGUUCGUGAUGCUGGCACUGCAGCUGCUCCUGGCCUGCUCCCUGGAGUCCCGGGAUGUGGUGCUGGAGCUCAUGUGCUACUUCCUCUCCUCUCCGGUGCACUGCCGGCCAGAGCUCAAGAAGCUGCUGCACAGGCUGGGCCUUCAGGACCCGGAAGGCUUCCUGUUCAAGGAGAUGAUGACCUGGGUCCAGGGCCCAGACCUGGAGUCCAAGGCCGGCCUGCGCACUCGCUGCUGCCAGAAACUGGAGGACAUGAUCCAGCAGCUUCAGGAGACCCAGUCGCAGACGUCAGUGGUCUCUGGGGCACCCACGCGCGCCUCUGUGACACCCUCGGGCACCUCCUGGUCGCCCUCCAGCAUCUUCGGGAGGCUCUCGCGCGUCUCAGAGGUGCCUGUGAUGGUCUCAUCUGCGGAGCUGCACUCUUUAGCCCCGGAGCUCCAGGCCCAGCGGACGCUGGCACCCACACGCAGCUGGGGGACCCGCCAGCUCCGUCUCGGAGUGCUCUCCGAGACGCUGAAGAACUUCUGCCCGGAGGCCGAGGCCCGCCUGCACCCUGCUGGGCCUGCUCAGCUGCCCGGAGAGCCGCCGCCGCUGGAGGAGACCGACUGGUCACACUCGCAGCUGCUGGACUUGGGCCCCAUCGAUGCGCUCAACUUCUUCUGUGAGCAGCUGCGGGCGCAGCAGCGGAGCUCGCUCCAGGAGGAGGCUGCGCACCCACAUCCGCACCCACCAGUGCCCGACACGGUGGCGCCGGUGCCCGACAUGGUGGUGCCACCUCCACGGGAGCACUGGUACCACCCCAUCUUCCGGCUGCAGGAGGCCAAGGCGCAAAGGUCCGCAAGGUCCGCGAAGAGACUGAGGGGCCCGAUGCCGUCCCGGCUCUGUGCCGGCCGCACCCUGGACGGCCCCAUCCGGACGCUGAAGCUGCCGCUGCCGCGUGUGGAGCCUCAGCCUUUCCCCCUGGACUGGCCCACGCCCCCGCGCCCGCUGCCCCCGCGGCUCCUGCAGCCCGCCCUGCAGCGCUACUUUCUGCCAGAGGACGCGGACCCUGACACCUACAGCUGACCGGGCUGGUGGCCUCAGCCCGCCUGGCUCUGGGGCCUGUCAUUGGUGUUUGGCCAAGGCCUGCAUCGGAAUAAAGUCCAGACAAUUUCUGUCUGCA
This is a messenger RNA of Symphalangus syndactylus (siamang), 5016 nucleotides long. RefSeq names its product WD repeat domain 97 (gene WDR97). Lineage: Eukaryota; Metazoa; Chordata; Mammalia; Primates; Hylobatidae. Gene Ontology annotation, molecular function: protein binding. The record is from RefSeq and is a predicted model, not a curated record.